Molecule: messenger RNA, 962 nt
Organism: Vigna angularis (adzuki bean)
Lineage: Eukaryota; Viridiplantae; Streptophyta; Magnoliopsida; Fabales; Fabaceae
Exons: 2
Coding region: 105-722 (205 amino acids)
Cellular component (GO): NSL complex
Source: RefSeq, a predicted model, not a curated record
ACAUUACAUUUUUAUUUCCUAGUUCUCAAUUUCUUAUUUCCGAUCCCCCUUUUCCCUACCCUUUUUUGUGUUGUGGUGAAGCGGCUGCGGCAGUUGGGAGAAGAAUGAAUCGAAUCACAGUUCCAAUGGAUGAGCCUAAGCCUUCUUGCCACUCCACACUUUCUACUGCUUCUCACCUUACUCGCUCUGAACUUCUGAAACGCCGUUUCCAGAAUCUGAAGCGUCUCUCCAAGUGUUACAGGGACCUCUACUGGCACCUCAUGGAACACGUCAAGACUCUCUACAGAAACUACCUUUAUCACUAUGCUCUUAACCCUUUUAGCCACUUCCACUUUCCCACCUGUGCUUUCCUCGGUUGCAACCUCAAGCCCAUGCCUUUCACUUCCUUUUGCCACUUUCACAUUCUCUCCGAUUCCAACCAGAAGCUUUAUAAGCCCUGCAAUUAUGUUAUCAAAGGUGCAGAAGCUGGACCUAUAACUUGUGGGAAACCCAUACUGAGAUCCAUUGUUCCAGCUCUUUGCACUGUGCACUCUCACAAGGCUCAGAAGCACCUUGCAAGGGCUUUGAAGAGGAACAGUAGGAACAUUUCCUCCACAACUAACAUCCAUCCUAAAUUUCAUGCCUUGGUGUCAGAAUUUGUAAAACACAUUCAAGCGAGAAGAAAGAAACAACGGGAAAACAAAAGUAAAACUGUGUUCAAAGACAGAAUGAUAGCUGCUUGAGUGUAUGAAAGUGGAUGCAUAUCGUGCUCAUCCUCCUAAACUUCUAAAGUGAAGUCGUAUUGGAUUUUAGAACUUCAUAAAAUUUAAAAUAAUGAAGUCCUGUUAUGUAAUAGUGAUUUUUUUUGUUUUUGUAAAAUAUGUGAAUUGAAGUAGCUAUUACUUUCCAUUUGAUUGAGGGAAAGCAAAGUAGUUAAGUUUUAUAGCAACUUUCAAUCGAAAUAAUGUCGUCUUUCAUGUUAA